AUGGAACACAGAAACAAUGUGACGGAGUUUGUGCUCUUGGGGCUCACUCAGAGCCUCCAGUGUCAGAAAAUACUAUUUGCUGUGUUCUUAUUGAUCUUCCUGGUGACAAUGGCAGGCAACCUACUCAUUGUCCUCACUGUGAUGCUCAGCCCAGCCUUGAAUGCCCCUAUGUUCUUCUUUCUUGGCUACUUAUCAUUUAUGGAUGCUGUUUAUUCCACUACAGUUACCCCAAAUAUGAUUAUAGACUUACUCAGUGAGAAGAAAACCAUUUCAUUUCAAGCUUGCAUGGCACAGCUGUUUUUAGAACACUUAUUUGGUGGUGCUGAGAUUUUGCUCCUGGUGGCCAUGGCCUAUGACCGCUAUGUGGCCAUCUAUAAACCCCUUCAUUAUCUGACCAUCAUGAACCAACGGCUCUGUGUACAGUUGUUGAUGCUGGCCUGGGUUGGGGGGUUUUUGCACGCUGUUCUUCAACUUCUCUUUGCUUACAAUCUUCCUUUCUGUGGUCCCAAUGUCAUCGACCACUUCAUCUGUGACAUGUACCCCUUAUUGAAACUCGCUUGCACAGACACCUAUGUUAUUGGUCUCACAGUGCUCGCCAAUGAUGGGGCAAUCUGUGUGGUCAUUUUUACAAUUUUAACAAUCUCCUAUGGGGUCAUUCUGCACUCCCUGAAGAACAUGAGUCAGGAAGGGAGGCGCAAGGCCUUGUCCACCUGUGGCUCCCACAUCACAGUGGUCAUCCUCUUCUUUGUGCCUUGCAUUUUUCUGUAUGUGAGACCGCCUUCUACCUUGCCUAUUGAUAAAUCACUGGCUGUGUUCUACACUGUAAUGACACCUUUGUUGAACCCCCUCAUCUAUACUCUGAGAAAUACAGAGAUGAAAAAUGCCAUGAGGAAACUUUGGACUGGAAAAAGGAAAUGA
Cavia porcellus (domestic guinea pig) is the source of this 918-nucleotide messenger RNA. RefSeq names its product olfactory receptor 4A15-like. Gene Ontology annotation, molecular function: G protein-coupled receptor activity; olfactory receptor activity. The coding region runs from base 1 to 918 and encodes 305 amino acids. The transcript has a single exon. Lineage: Eukaryota; Metazoa; Chordata; Mammalia; Rodentia; Caviidae. Gene Ontology annotation, biological process: G protein-coupled receptor signaling pathway. Gene Ontology annotation, cellular component: plasma membrane. The record is from RefSeq and is a predicted model, not a curated record.